Messenger RNA from Naegleria gruberi, 2193 nucleotides. RefSeq lists its product as uncharacterized. The record is from RefSeq and is a predicted model, not a curated record. The transcript has a single exon. The coding region runs from base 1 to 2193 and encodes 730 amino acids. NCBI's taxonomy places the organism in Eukaryota, Heterolobosea, Eutetramitea, Acrasida, Naegleriidae. Gene Ontology annotation, molecular function: GTP binding.
AUGCCAAUCUUUAAUUCCAUCAAUGAAUCUCUCGACGAGGACGAAUUGACAAUUUCUCAACAACGUCAAUUAGCAAUUCUUCGUAAACGAAGAGAAGACAGACUCAUCAUUCCAUCAUCAACAAGUAAUAAGAAAACAAGUCCUACAGGAAGUAAUAGUGGAAGAUAUUCGACAAAUUCCUUGUCUAGUCCUUCUGUGGAAAUUAGUCAACUUUCGUAUGAAAAUCAUUUGCUUUCUUCUCCAUCAACUUCAACAGGAAGGACCAGCCAUUCAAGUCCAGCAACAGAUAAACCAUCAUUCGAUUCGAGAGCCAGUUUCUCCGACUCUGAUUAUUGUUUCAUGGAUAAACAAGCUGUGGAAUUAUUGAAAAAUAUGGAAAGUGAAAUUGUGGAGAAGGGAAUUCUUCCAUUUCUUAAUGUUAGUGAUUUGUUAUCAUUGGGAUUGACUUCAAAGAAUCAACUUUCGAUAUCUUGGACGUGUUUGAGGAUUAUUAAUGAAAUUCACUUGAAGAGAUUUCCAAAUUUACUGUCAAAUGCCAUGAUUGAAGAUCAAAUGGAUCAUGUUAUGGCUAUUUUAAUGAUGAAAUUUUCGAGUAGUAAUACCAAUAGUGCAAAUAAUACUAGUAGUGGCUCAAUACAGACAACUGGUUCAAUGAAUAGUAGAAAUUCAUUGAAUGAUUCGUUUGCUUCAACAAGGUCAACUGGAAGUUUUGAUUUAAGGAGUUGUAGAAAUAGUUGGCGAUUGACUGAUAAUGCACCACUCACUUCAGCUACACUAGCCAGAAGAAGUAUCAUUAUUAAUAGUGCAAGUUAUGAUAAUAUUUUGAAUGCUUCACCUCAAAAAAGAAAUCACCAUGUGAAAUCGUCGAGUUUGGAUAAUUCAAUCCUUUCUCAAAAUGCUCAUACAAUACAUAAUUCAUCAACAAGUUCAGUUUUGAGUGCACAAUCGGUAAAUUCUGAACAUUCUCUGGUUUCUCCACCAAUUAAUGUUGGAUUAUCGGAUGGUCAACAUGCUUGUGGUAUUGAACCUCUGCAAGUUCAAGUUGAUAAUAACGUUAGUCAAUUUACCAAAUUAAUGACCAAUGUGAAGAGAAAGACCAGAAGGAAAAUAUUUAGAAUUGUCAUUGUAGGUGAAGAGAAUGUUGGCAAGACAACCUUUAUAGAAUCCAUCUUUGGAAAUGCCAUGCCAGUUGGAAAGGAACAUGGAUACAUUCCAACCGAACAAAUGCAAACCUACUGUCAUCCAUAUUACUUGUUGAAUGGUGAAAGGAUCGAUCUGGUUGUUCAUGAUAUUCCACACAAUAUUCCGGAUCAUUUCAAAUCAUCCAAAAGUGAAAAGACAAUGAAUGAAAAACUAUCUGAAAAUUCCAAAAUUCUCAAGAAUGCUAAAAAGAAGGUUGAUCUAUUCCUGUACUGUUUUGAUAUGACCAAUCAGGAUUCAUUACCUUCCAAAGAGAAUUCCUAUUUUAAAAAGUUUAUCGAGACGAGAAAUACACACUUUCCUCAAUCCAUUGUUGCCAUGAUUGGAUUGAAGCGAGAUGAGGUCGAUCACUAUCUGAGGGAAAAGUACAAAUUCAAGAUUGGACGAAGGAGAACGAUCACUGUUGCUGAUAUGAAUUUUGUUUCAUAUAUUCAGGCAACUGAACGAGCUCAAGAAUUGAAUGUUUUCAAGGCAUUCCUCGGAUGUUGUGAUAGGAAGAACAUGUUCAAUACGUUACACAUUUUCGAUAUGGGAAUCUCACUAAUGUAUAGUCAUAUUAUGAAGAAGAGAUUUUCAGAAUUUGAUCAUGCAAAUAGUAAUAGAAAAUCUGUCAAUUUGGGAAAUAUUACGAAUGAGGAGGAAAUUGUUUCGUCAGCUUCGAUGGUUUCGUACGUGGGAAAUGCUUCUUCAGCUUCAACAAGACGGGGAACAGUUCAUGGUGGAAAAAUUUCACAGACAGCUCCUUCAUCAUUUAGAUCGAGAGCAAGUGGUAGAUUAUCCAUUAUUGGAAGAAAGGUAAAUGAAAGCUUCCAAGGUCUUUUUGAAAAGUUUAAUCAUAAUUCGAAUAACAAUAAUUCGAACAUUUCGAGUGUAGAUAAGAGCCAACAAAAUGGUGUUUCACAUCACAGAACCAUUCCAUUAGAAGCUUAUAUUGCUAAUGACACACAGUCUACAAGAAGUCACACCUCACAAACCAUUUCAAUUUCUGAAUAA